AUGGUCAAAGUCAGUCCACACGGAGAGCUCGAGUCGAGUAGAGGCUAGUCAAGCAGGUCAGCUGCUCGGAGAUCCAUCGAUCCGUCGAUCCCGGCACCUGUCAAACGCGCGACAGACCACAGUGACGAAAAACCCCCCAGCCGUUGACCCGCGCGCUCCCCUCAAACUCUAUCGACCGGUGACGAUAUCCAUCCGGAGCGGACAGUUUGUGAGCGCCGAUUUUUUGAUCCGGGACUAUGAGAGACUAACCGGCGGAAGAGCGACGCCGCAGUGAUUCAGUGAAGAGCAUAGGGUUCCUCGAGGGUGUCGAACCGCGGUCCGAGAAUGACAGUAAUAAGGAUGACCUCCCCGGUGACGCCUCCAUCGACCAGUCCAGGCUCGAACGAGGCUCAGGCCCCGCAGCCGACCUCGAAGCCGGUGCACCGGCUGAGCUUCUCCGUCGCCGCGCUCCUGGCCGACACGAAGAAGCCGGACUCCAGGCAGGAGACGUCCUCGGUGUCGCCUCGGUCCUCGCCGGUGGCCUCCUACUCGCCCAUCAGACAGGAGCAACUGAUCCCUUCGAACCUGCACAGGUACCCGGCCGACUUCAGAUCGAGAUACCUGUCGGUGUCGCCCGGAAUCAACGAUCCCAGGUCGAGGCAGUACACCGCGUGCGAGACGAGAAGCUCCACCGACGCCAGAGUGCUUUCCAGGUACUCGGAAAGCGAGUCGGAGAGGAUAGAGUCCCCCGGGAGCAGGUCCACGCCCAGGACGCUCGACUACAUCGGUCAAACCUCGACGGACUCGGUGUCGACGUCCGACGUCGCAUGUUCCUCGUCGCCGAAGGUGUCCACAGCCAGCCAGCCGGACUUUGGCCCGCAGAGCCCGAGGAGUAGCUCCCACGAAGCCAGGUCCAGGUGCUCGGAGACCGAGGACGUCGAAGAGGAAGACGAGAACAGUCUGGUCGACGUCGAGGAUCUGCAGUACCAGCACCACGGGACCAGUCCCACGCCUGUCCGCCCGACGCCCGCCUACAUCGGAGGAUUUUCCAGCCUGGGGAACAUCCCUGGCAUCCCGCCGAGCCUCCAUCCGGCGGUUUGGGGUGGCGGACAUCAGGGUGCAGCCGCAGCCGCGGCCGCGGCAGCCGCGGUCGCUACCGCGGGCUUCUUCCCCUCGCACUUCGCUCAUCACGGGCCGCUAAACGAGAACGGAGAACCCGCCAAGAUCAAGUGCAACCUGAGGAAACACAAGCCGAACCGGAAGCCCAGGACGCCUUUCACCACGCAACAAUUGCUCGCGCUCGAGAAGAAGUUCACCGAGAGGCAAUACCUCAGCGUCGCCGAGAGGGCAGAGUUCUCCUCCUCCCUUCAUCUCACGGAAACGCAGGUGAAGAUCUGGUUUCAAAAUCGACGGGCGAAGGCGAAGCGCAUGCAGGAAGCCGAGAUCGAGAAAUUGAGGAUGUCAGCGGUCAGGCAACAUCACACGGCGCUGUACGGGUCCCAUCCGGGCCUGCUGGCACCGGCGAGCCUCUACCCAGUCGGAAUGCUGUCUCAUCCCGGGCUGACGUCGCAUCACCCGAUCUCGCAGCACCCGUCCAGGGAAUGAAACCAGCCGGGCCUAGCCGGGCCUAGCCGGACCGGUAGUGAACCGAGCCGAUCCCCUCCAAAGAGACGAUUCUUCUCGAGGAAUUGUUCCCCGAUGAGCAAUCGGUCGAGGCUGUGUCUGCGAAUGCCACGAGGAGAACACGGAACGAUCGUUCCGACUCGAACUCGGUUGCCACGGCUUCCACGGGCCGACUUCCGCCGAAUUCUCGGAUCGUCCAACGGGCCUUCGAUCGUCUAGAUCUCUAGAUCGUCGCGAGCCGAAAUGUUUGCGGAUGAUCCAGCCGGGAAAGCUGCAUUCGAAGAGAAUCGAACUAUGCCGAACGUGUGCUCUCCGAUCGCGUUCAACUAUUUUUCUCUGUCCGCGGAGACGAAGAGCUGAAGUAGGAGAGCAGGAGACGGGGAGAAGAGCCGAAUAGUCGAGGAGAGAGUUCUCGAAGAACUGGACCAAAGUUAGCUGGGACGGAGGAGUCCGAAGUCGAACGCGGGCCGACAGAGAACCGUGAACGGUGCUCGACGGAGUUCCCGGACUUCUCGACGAGUCGGAAAUUCCGUGCCAAGUGGGUACGCUUCCGAUCGAACUUCUGAUUCGUCCCUCGCGACUCGUGAAUUUGUGCCAAUCACACCUUGUACAUAACGUGUAAAUAUCUACCGCGAGCGUAGUCCUCUGUAAAUACGAGAGCACGAGCGUACGACGAGCGUAGCUUAAGCUCGGCACCGGCUCGGAGCAGUCGCCGUGCCGUUUUCCAAUUUUGUAUAAAUGUAAAAUCGUCGCCGCGAGAGAGAAAGAGAGAGAGAGAGAGAGAGAGAGAGAAAGCGAAAGCGAGAGCGAGAGCGAGUAGAAGAGUCUAUUUAAUAAAUCGUAUCGAACGAAACGUCUGUUGAUUGCCUAUGAUCCCAAGCACCCGAGAAACUAUCCCCGUGCUAUCGUUUCUAGCACGUUCACCACCGAUCCAUUUCUCCGAAGAAUCACAACGUCGAAGCGAUUCAAUUAAUUUCGAGAAACCAGGAAAGUUCAAAGACGACGCGAAGGUGUUAAACCCGAUCCCCCGUUAUAA
Molecule: messenger RNA, 2638 nt
Organism: Megalopta genalis
Lineage: Eukaryota; Metazoa; Arthropoda; Insecta; Hymenoptera; Halictidae
Biological process (GO): embryonic morphogenesis; regulation of transcription by RNA polymerase II
Cellular component (GO): nucleus
Molecular function (GO): DNA-binding transcription factor activity, RNA polymerase II-specific; RNA polymerase II transcription regulatory region sequence-specific DNA binding
Source: RefSeq, a predicted model, not a curated record